Papaver somniferum (opium poppy) is the source of this 1836-nucleotide messenger RNA. Its product is annotated as glyceraldehyde-3-phosphate dehydrogenase GAPB, chloroplastic-like. Gene Ontology annotation, molecular function: glyceraldehyde-3-phosphate dehydrogenase (NAD+) (phosphorylating) activity; NAD binding; NADP binding. The record is from RefSeq and is a predicted model, not a curated record. NCBI's taxonomy places the organism in Eukaryota, Viridiplantae, Streptophyta, Magnoliopsida, Ranunculales, Papaveraceae. The coding region runs from base 178 to 1545 and encodes 455 amino acids. Gene Ontology annotation, biological process: glucose metabolic process. Gene Ontology annotation, cellular component: chloroplast. The transcript is spliced from 8 exons.
UAAGGAAGUGAAGAGGGGUGAGAAUUAUGUGGUUCUUAAGUUAUAGUGUUGCAGGAACCACUAACAUUUGUAUAUCUUAUCUCAAAUCUCAAUCUACAAAAAUGAAAGAAGAUAAAUUGUAUAUAUAUACAUGAAAAUUUCCAUCCAUUUGUUUCUUAGUUGCUAUUCUCUGCUAAAAUGGCUACUCAUGCAGCUCUUGCUUCUUCAAGAAUUCCUACUAACACUAGAAUUUCUUCCAAAUCCUCUUCUCACUCUUACCCAUCAUCUCAAUGCUUCUCCAAGAGAGUUGAGGUUGCAGAUUUCUCAGGAUUGCGAUCAAGUUCGUCCGUAACUUACGCAAAGAAUACAAGAGAAGCGUCUUUCUAUGACGUCGUUGCUACACAACUCACUCCUAAGAUUGCUGCAGGGUCUGCACCUAUUAGAGGAGAGACCGUUGCUAAGCUAAAGGUGGCUAUCAAUGGUUUUGGGCGUAUCGGAAGAAAUUUCCUCCGAUGUUGGCACGGAAGGAAAGACUCACCCCUUGAGGUUGUUGUUCUCAACGACAGCGGUGGUGUGAAGAAUGCAUCUCACCUUCUCAAAUACGAUUCCAUGCUCGGAACAUUCAAGGCAGAGGUGAAGAUCGUAGACAACGAACACAUCAGUGUUGAUGGUAAGAUAAUCAAAGUUGUCUCAAACAGAGAUCCUCUCAAGCUACCAUGGGCAGAAAUGGGGAUUGAUAUCGUUAUCGAGGGAACUGGAGUGUUUGUGGAUGGCCCUGGUGCAGGGAAACACAUUCAAGCUGGUGCCAAGAAGGUUAUUAUAACUGCUCCAGCCAAAGGAGCUGAUAUCCCAACAUACGUCGUUGGAGUCAAUGAAGGAGAUUACGGCCAUGAUGUUGCAAAUAUUGUUAGCAAUGCUUCUUGCACCACAAAUUGUCUAGCUCCAUUCGCCAAGGUUUUGGAUGAUGAGUUCGGUAUUGUUAAGGGAACAAUGACCACCACUCACUCUUACACCGGAGACCAGAGACUCUUGGAUGCAUCUCACCGUGAUUUGAGGAGAGCGAGGGCUGCUGCCUUGAACAUAGUACCAACCAGUACUGGAGCAGCCAAGGCUGUGUCAUUAGUCUUACCUCAAUUGAAGGGAAAGCUUAACGGCAUUGCACUUAGAGUUCCUACUCCUAAUGUUUCCGUAGUUGAUCUAGUUAUUAACGUCGAGAAGAAGGGACUUUCAGCUGAAGAUGUCAAUGCCGCUUUCAGAAAGGCUGCUGAUGGACCAAUGAAGGGAAUAUUGGCAGUGUGCGACUUACCACUUGUGUCAGUUGAUUUCCGGUGCAGUGAUGUCUCAACCACCAUCGACUCAUCUUUGACCAUGGUCAUGGGUGGUGAUAUGGUUAAGGUGGUUGCUUGGUAUGAUAACGAAUGGGGAUACAGUCAACGAGUGGUCGAUUUGGCACACUUGGUGGCAAGCAAGUGGCCAGGUGUAUCAGUUGGAGGAAGUGGUGAUCCAUUGGAAGAUUUCUGCCAGUCAAACCCAGCAGAAGAGGAGUGCAAAGUUUAUGAAGCUUAAUUCCAUUCCUUACUAGUUGCUGUUUGGUUAAGAGUUCUCUAGUAUAUCUCUCACUGAACAAAUAUGUUGUUCAUAGAGAGGUUAAGGUUUCCCAGCGUUCUUUUUUUUCUCAGGAAAUACUUCUUUUGUAAUUGAGAAAUUUAUCUCAGCUUGAUCAGAUCAGGAAGAGAAUAAAUUAACAAAAACAAAUGUAUCAAAUUUGUGAUUAUUUGUAUAAACAAGAUCAGCUUUUCUCGGGAUAUCACCGGGGAGCAGUGUCCAUCCAUAGGAAAAGAAAUCAGUGUUUACAUA